AUGAGGCGUUUUACUCAGUUGAAGGAGUUUGUUAAGCCUUCCAAAACUAGAUUUGCAACGGCUUUCUUAACUUUACAAAGGGUUUAUCAACAAAGGAACAAUUUGAGGAAGAUGUUCACUUCGGAGCAGUGGACCAAAAGCAAAUGGGCGAAGGAGCCACCGGGUAAGAAGACAGCUCAAAUACUACUAACGCCUUCAUUUUGGAACCAUUGUCACUUUGCCCUCCAAUUUUCAUGUCCUCUUGUUCAUGUACUAAGAAAGGUUGAUGGUGAAGAAAAGCCUCCAAUGGGUUACAUUUAUGAGGCUAUGGAUAGGGCUAAGGAAGCUAUUGCAAAUAGCUUCAAUGGAAAUGAAGAGAAGUACAAAGAUGUGUUUCAAAUCAUUGACCAAAGGUGGAAUGUUCAAUUGCAUCGCCCUUUACAUGCAGCUUGGUUUUAUUUAAAUCUAGAAUUUCUUUACAAAGAUCCAAGGGCUGCAAAGGACAAAGAAAUUGUAUCAGGCCUAUAUCAAUGUAUAUCAAGGUUGAUCCCAACACUAGAGGCCCAAGAUAAAGUUACUACAGACUUGAAAAAAUAUGAAAAUGCUGAAGGAAUUUUUGGAAUACCUAUGGCAAUUAGACAAAGAACUACAAGGGUACCAGCUAAUUGGUGGAGUUCUUAUGGUCAUGAUGCUCCCGAGUUGCAACAAUUUGCCAUCAAAUUUCUUAGUCUUGUAGUUUAUCUAGUUGUGAGCGGAAUUGGACUUUACAGCAAAAUAAGAAAUAGGCUAGCUCAAAAACGUCUCAAUGAUUUGGUGUCAACAGCAGGAGUUGAGGAAAGAAGCCAAAGAACUAGAUCAACCACAACUAGGACAACUCCAAUUGGUUCAAGCUCACCUCAACUUGUAGAUGAGGAAGAGGAAUGGGAAGAUGUAGAUUCAGAUGAGGAAGGAGAGGAGGAUGUGGAGGGAUAUAAAUCUAAUGAUGAUGAAGGAGAUGAUGGAGAUGACGCUUAUUAUUAA
Molecule: messenger RNA, 999 nt
Organism: Camellia sinensis
Lineage: Eukaryota; Viridiplantae; Streptophyta; Magnoliopsida; Ericales; Theaceae
Source: RefSeq, a predicted model, not a curated record